UGAGGCUGAUCAUGCGCCAUGGAUUGCUACGUGCCCAACAACCCUCAGUAUCUCGGAUGCUGUGGGUGCUGCGACCCGCUGCAGUGCGCCUGCCAGAUACGACUACCGGAGGACUGCUGUCAGCAAGAAUCCGAGAACUGCUGUCCGGAAAAUGGCGAGGAAUUGAACACUCUAGGGGAGUCCAUAGCGACCUGCGAUGUGGGGCUCGAUGUGAACGAGCCUGGCUGGCCGGCCGAGGACAUGGGCUCCUUCUCCCUGCCGCCCCUCGACCUGGAUCCCCUACCAUCGUUAUUCCCAUUCUCACCCUGCUCCGGAUACAACCGGAACAAUGGGGGGGAAUGUCGGGAGAGGGGGGGAGGGGAGGCCGCGGAUGUGCUGCUCUCUCUGAAACAUGCCGUGGUUCAUGGAGACUGCGCAGGGGACGCCGUACAUCCUCAGAUGGUGGUGAACAGCGGCGGUGGCUAUCCCUACUAUGAGCACUACGGCACCGCUCCUCUCUUCCCCACUAUGAGUGUCAACGUCUCCAUGAACAUGACCAUGCACGGCUGUCCCUCAGACCAACUCUGUUCUCAGGUACAAUGGAAUCAAAACGCCUCGGCCCCUUCAGUGAACGUAGUGUACCCUCAAACACAGAGCGUCAUACCGGUGUCCUAUCCAUCAGCGACGUACUCGUUCACAGCUGACUUCAGGGCACCGAAUCAAUCCGAUCCUCUCAUCACCGCGAGCUCAACCUUCAAACCAUUACAACUCCAAAACACUCAGAAACCCAAUCCGAACUACUUGUUCCAACAAAAGCCAAAUUUUUCGAAUCAAAAGAACUUGGGAACUGUGCUAAAACGAUCCCCAUCCAAAAUAUAUAUGCCAGAGAGUCCAAAGGAACAAAUGGGGAACGGUUACGUUUUGAACCAUCAAGGACAACUGCAUCAGGACUUCGGAUAUACCACGUGCGUUAAUUCUUCGGGAAAAGUGCAAGUGGGUGCUCUAAGCGCGUGUUCCGAGGACGAUGAACAGAAGCCCAACCUGUGUCGCAUCUGUGGCAAGACGUACGCCAGACCAAGCACGUUAAAAACUCACCUCAGGACUCACUCUGGUGAACGACCGUACAGAUGUGGAGACUGUAAUAAAAGCUUCUCUCAAGCUGCCAACUUAACGGCACACGUUCGAACUCACACUGGCCAGAAACCAUUUAGAUGUCCAAUUUGUGACCGACGAUUCAGCCAGAGUUCCAGUGUUACCACACAUAUGAGAACACAUUCGGGAGAAAGGCCUUACCAAUGUCGAUCCUGCAAAAAGGCAUUUUCUGACAGCUCUACGUUGACAAAGCAUCUGCGCAUACAUUCUGGCGAAAAACCAUACCAGUGCAAACUAUGCCUAUUAAGGUUUUCUCAAUCCGGCAAUUUGAAUAGACAUAUGCGUGUACACGGCAACAUGUCAGGCGGGAUGCUUGGCUGACACACGAACUACGUUCCCGCCAUUUUUGACUUUGGCAUUUAUUGAAGUCCGUAAAACGAACUUAGUGUACUGCAACAAAAUGGAAUUUAAAUUAAAAAAAUUGUGCUUAAGACGAUAAAAUUACACCAAAUAUUUAAUUCGUAGGAAAAGUUACUGAAACUGGUAGCGUAUUAAAAUUUAAUUUUCUGUGAAACUUUACAUAGAUCUCAUGAAUUAGCAUUUACGAAUAUUAUGUAUCAUCUUUUUUAUUGUAAAUAUUUCUAGUAAUAGUAUUGUAAAUAUUUAAUGUAAAUUUAUUUAUUGCAAUCUAGUCACUCUAAUGAAUUUUAUCACGUUGCGAUAAAAUUCUCUCUAUCACACAUAUGGAUAUUUAUAUUUGUAGAAAUGAGAGAGAUGUAUAUACAAUAUGAAGUAGCCGUUUUGAUUUUAUAGUGAUGUAGUGUAAGAAUGAAACAACAUGUAGUUUACGAAAUAUUUUAAAUAUAAACGACGCUUUCAGUAUUAUUAAACAUAGAAUGUUUUAAGUAGA
Molecule: messenger RNA, 1981 nt
Organism: Danaus plexippus (monarch butterfly)
Lineage: Eukaryota; Metazoa; Arthropoda; Insecta; Lepidoptera; Nymphalidae
Product: protein glass
Exons: 9
Coding region: 19-1452 (477 amino acids)
Biological process (GO): regulation of transcription by RNA polymerase II
Molecular function (GO): RNA polymerase II cis-regulatory region sequence-specific DNA binding; DNA-binding transcription factor activity, RNA polymerase II-specific
Source: RefSeq, a predicted model, not a curated record